UCCUGGAGCUGUGGUCCACCUACAUUCUCGCCUCACCAGUCCGGAACAGUAAGUCUACAAAAAUGAUCAAAGUGACGUUGUUGGUACUCUUGGUCCUGGUGACUGUGUCCUCCACCUUAGGGAAAUACAUCCCAAAGACUGGCAAGAGGAUUCCUCAGACUCUGUCCAGAGGUUGGGGUGAUCAGCUGAUAUGGGCUCAGACUUACGAGGAGGCUCUCUACUGGUCCAGGUCAAGAAACAAGCCUCUGAUGGUCAUCUUUCACCUUGAAGACUGCCCACACAGCCAAGCACUGAAGAAGGCUUUUUCUGAUGACAACGAAAUCCAGAAAAUGCUCGAUGAGGACUUCAUCGUUCUUAAUCUGGUGUAUGAAACGACAGACAAACAUCUCUCCCCUGAUGGACAGUAUGUUCCCAGAAUCAUUUUUGUCGACCCUUCGAUGACAGUGAGGGCCGAUAUCAAUGGGCGCUACUCCAACCGCAUGUAUGCUUAUGAACCAAGUGACCUCAAACUCUUGAUGACCAACAUGAAGAAGGCUAAGAAGCUUCUGAAGUCUGAGCUGUGAGCAAGAGGACAAGACGCUGACUUGACUUUUGACCCUCAUCCAGAGUUAUUUGCCCCCACAGAUACCAAACAACAUGCUGUCAACACAUUUUACACAUACACAUAAGUACUGGAAAGUUUCUUCUCUUCACCUUUCACUCUCGAAAUGUUUUCUCCUUGGGAAUUCACUUCCUGAUUCUUUCCUUUGUUAUUAUUGCUGUACAUUGAGAAUUUCUUAUGAAUAAAUAUGGAACUGUUCAUACAAACAUGGUGGAUAAUAUCCCUUUUUGUUUGCCAGCAGAUUGCAGGAAUGUAUAAAAGAAGACAUGAAAAAUACACAUACAAAAAAUUCUACUUCAAUGUGAGAACACUCAUGCUACUGCUGCUACUAGUAACACAAAAGUAGCUGCUACUAGCUUCCAAAAUAACAAAGCAAAAACAGGCGUUGAAAAUUAAUUUACAAUAAAAGACUGAAAUAUCUCAUUGC
Messenger RNA from Chelmon rostratus (copperband butterflyfish), 1028 nucleotides. It is a transcript of the gene agr2, whose product is annotated as anterior gradient 2. Gene Ontology annotation, cellular component: endoplasmic reticulum. The record is from RefSeq and is a predicted model, not a curated record. NCBI's taxonomy places the organism in Eukaryota, Metazoa, Chordata, Actinopteri, Chaetodontiformes, Chaetodontidae. The transcript is spliced from 8 exons. Bases 63 to 563 code for a protein of 166 amino acids.